AUGGGGGCAUGUCCUUCUAGAAAGUCCAAAAGGCACAUCACACUUCUCAUGAUUGGUCUUGACAACGCUGGAAAGACAUCGACAACGAAGCACCUGUUGAGAGGCACGUAUGCCAAUCCUGAGGACGUGGUUCCCACGGUGGGCUUCUCGAGCGUCGAGACUGAGCGCUGCGGUUCCCACGUGACCAUUUGCGACCUGGGAGGCGGUGCGAAGAUCCGCGCCAUCUGGGAGUGCUACUACGCACUCGCCCACGGCUUGGUACUCGUGGUGGACGCAUCGGCGACGCACAGGGCGCCGGAGUGCCGCAGCACCGUAGCACAGGUGCUGGCCGACCCUCGGAUCGGCGGGAAACCUUUGCUAGUACUACUCAACAAGCAGGACCUCGAAACGGCCGUCGACGAAAUGGAGAUGUGCUCACUGCUAGACCUAGAGAACGUGGUCAACCAGCACAGAUGCCCCACCAGAGUGGAGAACUGCUGCGCCAUCAGAUUCGGCGGCCGGAAGCGCAAGCGGGACCCGGGCAUCGACAAGGGCUUCCAGUGGCUCCUGGGACACAUCGGCCGCAACUGGGAUGAGCUCAGCGACAGGGUGGAGCGGGACACGGCGCUACAGCGCGAACAGGAAGAGAGGGAGAAGGAGCAGCGCCUCGCCAGGGUACAGAAGGCCAGGGAGCUCAGGGCCAAGGCACGCGCAAAAGAAGACACCAUACCUGAAGAUGAAGGCGACACAAACGGCAACAAAAUAGCCAGUUUCGAGCACGAGCAGGAAGAUGGAAAGAUUGAAUGCUCCAGAGAAGAGGAUCUACAGGAGGAUAGAAAAAUGGAGACACCAGAUGGUGCCCGCUUCAUAGUUGUCAGUCCCGUUCAGUGCCAUUGCUCACCAAGCGGCGAAGCAGAGAAGCAUAGCUUGUCUGAAAGUCAUUAUGAGGGGCCGCUUUCAAACGACCGUCGUCCAUCUACGCCCUCGAACAAGACUUUGGGACUUUCGCUCUACAUCCCGGAUGCAUCCUGCCAGCCAAUGACUCAGAUAGAGAUGUGA
This is a messenger RNA of Rhipicephalus microplus (southern cattle tick), 1038 nucleotides long. RefSeq names its product ADP-ribosylation factor-like protein 13B. The record is from RefSeq and is a predicted model, not a curated record. Lineage: Eukaryota; Metazoa; Arthropoda; Arachnida; Ixodida; Ixodidae. Gene Ontology annotation, molecular function: GTPase activity; GTP binding.